AUGCAAAAACAAAAACUGUCCUUCCCUGCAGAUGCCUUAUUCACAUGCCCCUCGGGUCCUUACCCACCACCACCACCACCAACACCCCUACCUGCCUGAAUGACUUCUAUGCCCUUCAAGACGUAAAUAAGACCUUACCUCCUCCUAGCAGGCUGCCCUGGCAGGUUGAGCGAUUAGGCAUGACUCUCUCUUCUAACUUACGCUCUGUGGAUGCCUCUGACAGUCUCUGUCUCUCUGUACUUAAUAAUCCAUUAUUUCUCUAUCUAGAGACUUCAAUAAACUGUGAGCUCUUUAAGGAGGAAUUACAUCUUCUUCACCUGAGGAUCCCCACAAGCCUAAUGCGGGCCUGCCCGGUGCAUGGCUGGCAUUCAGUAACAAACCUGUUGGGAACAGGAGCGAAGUCCUUGAAGUUUCCGUCACAGCAGCAGUGGAUCCGGAAUAAUCACACAAGCUCUACUGCCUGGAUUAUCUUGAAUGGGAGAAACGGAGGAGGAAUUGCAGGGAGCAUCCCAGAAAUCACACACAGCACAGUCUGCCUUUUCUGUCAAGAGCUCACAGUGACAUUGAACAAUGGCAGUAAUAGUUGUGACAAUU
This is a messenger RNA of Chinchilla lanigera (long-tailed chinchilla), 594 nucleotides long. RefSeq lists its product as uncharacterized. NCBI's taxonomy places the organism in Eukaryota, Metazoa, Chordata, Mammalia, Rodentia, Chinchillidae. The record is from RefSeq and is a predicted model, not a curated record.